AUGGAGCUUGGCGAGAUCGUUGUGACUAAACAUCCCAGUGAGAAGGAGAUGUACAAGAAGGAGAUGUCAAGAGCCCAGAAGCUGCUGAGGAGAAGUGGAAACUGGAUCCACCAUGGUCUGGGGUAUCUCACAGGGGAAAUGGAAGAAUAUGGAGAGUGGAUGAAAAACAGGCCCUUAAUGGUUCAGCUGGUGGACUGGAUCUUGCGAGGGACCUCCCAGGUGAUGUUUGUCAACAACCCUCUCAGCGGGCUGAUCAUUUUAGUGGGGCUAUUCAUCCAGAGCCCCUGGUGGAUGCUCACAGGCUGCACUGGAACCACUGUGUCCACCUUAACUGCACUGGCCCUCAGCCAGGACAGAUCAUCCAUUGCAUCUGGGCUGCAUGGCUACAACGGGAUCCUGGUGGGUCUGCUCAUGGCUGUCUACUCAGACAAAGGGGACUACUACUGGUGGCUUCUCCCUGCUGUGGCAGUGAUAGCCACAGCCUGCCCAGUCCUGUCCAGUGCUUUGGGAUCCAUCUUCAGCAAAUGGGACCUUCCUGUCUUCACUCUGCCCUUCAACAUUGCAGUGACCCUGUACCUGGCAGCCACAGGACACUACAACCCCUUCUUUCCCACAACCCUCAUCAAGCCCGUGGCUGCAGUCCCCAACAUCACCUGGUCUGACAUCAAUGUGCCAAUGCUCUUACAAUCCAUCCCAGUUGGUAUUGGCCAAGUGUAUGGUUGUGGAAACCCCUGGAGUGGAGGUAUUUUCCUUGUGGCCCUGCUCAUCUCCUCCCCACUGAUUUUUUUACAUGCUGCAAUUGGAUCAACCGUGGGGAUGUUUGCAGCCCUGAGCAUUGCAUCCCCAUUUGACAGCAUCUACCUUGGCUUACACAACUACAACUGUGCCUUGGCCUGCAUUGCCAUUGGGGGCAUGUUCUACGCCCUGACCUGGCAGACACAUUUGCUGUCCCUUGCCUGUGCAUUAUUUUGUGCUUACUCCGGAGCAGCUCUUGCUAAUGCCCUCUCUGUGCUCGGGCUGCCAGUGUGCACCUGGCCCUUCUGCCUCUCCGCGCUGCUCUUCCUGCUGAUCACCUCCGAAAACCCGGCCAUCUACAGAAUGCCCCUCUGCAAAGUCACCCACCCAGAAGCCAACAGGAUCUACUACCUGAGGAUGAAGAGAAGGGCCUCAGAGAGCAGGAGGGAAGAGCAGAAGAGGAAGGAGCAGAAACCCUUGAGCACUGGGGGUACCCCACUGUGCACCCCCAAGAGCCGCCACGCUCACUGA
Molecule: messenger RNA, 1266 nt
Organism: Cinclus cinclus
Lineage: Eukaryota; Metazoa; Chordata; Aves; Passeriformes; Cinclidae
Product: urea transporter 2-like
Exons: 8
Coding region: 1-1266 (421 amino acids)
Biological process (GO): urea transmembrane transport
Cellular component (GO): membrane
Molecular function (GO): urea transmembrane transporter activity
Source: RefSeq, a predicted model, not a curated record